CGCCGACGCGCACCUCUACAACGCGCUGAUGAAGGCGAACGUCGCGGCAGACGACCCCGGGGCCGUCCUCAGGGUGUUCCGGCAGGUUUCAGUUACUGGUACAUUCUUGGUGAAUAAAGAACAUGUGGAAAGUCACAGGUGGUCAUGUAUGUUUGGGGAUGUUGAAGUACCAGCUGAGGUUUUGACCGAUGGCACGCUACGCUGCUAUGCACCAGCACACCAAUCAGGAAGAGUUCCAUUUUAUGUGACCUGUUCAAACAUGGUGGCUUGUAGUGAAGUGCGAGAAUUUGAGUAUCGUGAUUCUGAAGCUCAUUACAUGGAUACUUCUCGUUCCCAAGCCAAUGGUGUAAAUGAAAUGCAUCUACACAUUUGUCUUGAGAAGCUACUCACUUUGGGGCCAGAUGACCAUCAAAUGCUUGCUAUAAAUUCCUUAAUGCUUGAUGGGAAAUGGUCAAAUCAAGAAUCUUCUGUCAAGGAAGUAGUUUCCACUGCUAGGGUCCAAAGUUUAAAGAAACUGGUGAAAGAGAAGCUGCAUCAAUGGCUCAUCUGCAAAGUAAACGAUGAUGGAAAGGGUCCCAAUGUUAUGUGCAAGGAAGGACAGGGUGUGAUUCAUUUAGUAGCAGCACUGGGUUAUGAUUGGGCUAUAAGACCGAUAAUAAUUGCUGGUGUCAAUGUGAACUUCCGAGAUGCUCAUGGAUGGACUGCACUCCACUGGGCUGCGUCUUUGGGAAGGUAUGCUCGCACACAUUAAAGCAAUUUGAAACAGGGAUGUCCAUGCUUAGCUAGAGUUUUAUGUAAAGGAAGCUACCUCUAUUUCUUUCCCAUCCCUUUAUCUUGCACUUUGUUUGUACUUUAGUAGGAGCUUGGACCUUUUUCUGUUAUUGAACCU
This is a messenger RNA of Zea mays, 889 nucleotides long. RefSeq names its product calmodulin-binding transcription activator 1. Lineage: Eukaryota; Viridiplantae; Streptophyta; Magnoliopsida; Poales; Poaceae. The transcript has 2 exons. The record is from RefSeq and is a predicted model, not a curated record. Gene Ontology annotation, cellular component: nucleus. Gene Ontology annotation, biological process: regulation of transcription by RNA polymerase II. The coding region runs from base 29 to 751 and encodes 240 amino acids. Gene Ontology annotation, molecular function: double-stranded DNA binding; transcription coregulator activity.